UAUUUUACCAUUACUGUGCUUCCUACCUUUGCUGUCUUCUAACCCUAUAAAGCCCACUUGCAGUCCAACACAGUACAACUGGCCACAUAUAUCACCUACGUUUUGUUGUGAAAAGUGCCCUGCAGGUGAGUUUAUGGCCAGACGGUCACAGAUAAACUGUGACCAUAAAUGUCAACCCUGUGAACGUGGGAAAUACACAGCCGGCUACAACACGGCGAUGAACUGUGAAUUUUGUGACAGCUGCAGCAAACCAAACAUGGAGGUCAAGACAGAAUGCAGCAAGACUCAUAACACUGUGUGCACAUGUAAGGCUGGCUACAAGUGCAAAGACCAAGACUGUAAAGAGUGUGUAUCCACAAUCAAACCCACUGUCCCUCCAUCUACUACUGCAAAAGUGGAGGUCAAGGCAGACUGCAACCCGACUCAUAACACCAUGUGCACAUGUAAGGCUGGCUACAAGUGCAAAGACCAAGACUGUAAAGAGUGUGUAGUGAUACCAGCCACAGUCAAACCCACCAUCCCUCCAUCUACUACUGUGGCGACACCUGACGUUACCACCACCAGGCUCGCCCCUAAACCAAUUGCAGAUACGGUGUGGUUUCUGGUGAUAAUUGCCCUCCUGUGUACAGGAAUUGCACUGGUUGUUGUGACAAAAAUCAAGCCAUUUUUAGUCUGGAUUAGGUUCACUCACGGGUACUUCUUGGCUGAAAAACCUGCCACACAACCUGCAUGUGAUGAAGAAGUGUCCAAGCCCAUCCAGGAAGUGUGCGGGAAAUGUGACCAACCUAUGUGUUAAAAACCAGAUCUGGAAUUUGGAGGAGCGAGAACCUGACAAGACACUCAGUGGCACAUCCCAGAUGGAAAACAUUUGCCACUGCUUUUGGACAUUUAAAUAGAGCUAAAAGGCACUCCGCGCCGUGCUGAUCAGUGAAAUGCCAGAAGGUGGAAAGUUUGAGACUGUUGCUGUUUCCUGAGAGGACAGAUGAUCAUUUUGGCAUCUGUGACUUUGAAGUGUAUAAAAUUGUGGUUGGUAAAAAUCUUGGAACUGAUAAGACAGAGGGGACAUUGUGGCAGUGAAAGGAAAGU
Molecule: messenger RNA, 1086 nt
Organism: Neolamprologus brichardi
Lineage: Eukaryota; Metazoa; Chordata; Actinopteri; Cichliformes; Cichlidae
Biological process (GO): immune response-regulating cell surface receptor signaling pathway
Cellular component (GO): external side of plasma membrane; CD40 receptor complex
Molecular function (GO): protein binding
Source: RefSeq, a predicted model, not a curated record